This is a messenger RNA of Thalassophryne amazonica, 1242 nucleotides long. RefSeq lists its product as uncharacterized. The transcript is spliced from 5 exons. Lineage: Eukaryota; Metazoa; Chordata; Actinopteri; Batrachoidiformes; Batrachoididae. Bases 94 to 963 code for a protein of 289 amino acids. The record is from RefSeq and is a predicted model, not a curated record.
AGGCGUGGCGCACUUGUGUCGUACUCCGCGGCCAAAUUCAAAAAGUGAAAGAAAGAAACAGCAGCUGGAGUUAACAGACGAUUUAUACGGAGCAUGGCAUCUUCAGUGAUGGAUAACGUUGGUAAAGCUGUAGUGGGAGUCUGGCGGGCACAUACUGUCUUGGAUGAGUCUGAUGAUGCAGAGAGUUCUCCAGAAGCCCCAGACCAUUUCCACAAGCUUCGUGCCUCUUCUUCACUCAGCUCUCUGAGAAUGUCUUUGCGGAAGCGGCUUCCGUUGCGUUCUGUCCAGACAAACUCCCUUCCAGAGAAUCCAACCUGGGAACAUCUACAGGCACCACCAAAAACCAGCGGUGUCCGCAAACUUACCCGAAGUGCACAACAGUCCAUUACUGGAGUGUGUCAGCGGCUGCAGAGGAACAGAGAGUUUAUGCUUGAAGAGUGUCUGGUAGCAACUCCCGGUCGGACAUCUGAUGGGGGAGAAACUGGAGUAUCAACGUCUCGAACACCACGACAUACACCUGGUCGAACUGCAACACCCAGACGCACCCCCAGAUUAACAGCAACACCCAGACACAACCCAGGAAUUAAAAGAACUCCUGAGGGUGAUGCUGGUGUGCGUGGGGUAAAAACAGGAGGAGGCAGGAGGCAGCUGGUCCGCAUGGCUGCUUUGCGAAGUCCCUUUGCAUCCCCCAACACACAGAUCCAGAGACAAAUGUUUGACAGAGAUCUGGAGUCUGUGUCCAGUGGACUCAAGAAGCUUAAGCAUCUGUCAAAGGCUUUUAAUAGCAUAACUGGUCGAGGUGACAGGACUACUCCAAGGGAACAUGGAGGAGUGAUGAUAAGAAGGUUGGAUCCCAGCGGGAAAUUCAGUCGCUCAAGCCUCACUCGUCGAGCUGCACGCGUCUCAAACAUGCUGGGUGGUUUGGCUAACACGGCUGUUAACAAUAUCUGCAAACAAAAAUGAACUACAUGUGUCUGCGUGUAAAACAAAGGACCUUUUCAUGUUUCACUGAGGUGCGUAUGUUACAUGUAUGUGGUGGAGCUGGGAAACUAUUAUACAUGACAACUUGUCUUCAAGUUACUUUCUGUUUGGAAAGCUACAAGUCUUGUUUGUUUACAUAUCUCAAGUUAGCUAGUUGUGGAUGAACCGUCCUCUAGCUACAAAGAGUCUUACAUACGAGGUCUGUCAAUAAAGUAUAGGUCCUUUUUUAUUUUUUUCAAAAACUAUAUGGAUUUCAUUCAU